CACUGUUAGUUAUAAUGAAAGCAUUCGUUAGUGUGCAGAAAUUGAGCUGCAAUGACGAGAUCACUGCUUUCAUGUGCUCAACAACAUGUCUGUGAUCGACUACAAUGUUCAUCACUGCAACGUUUCAUGCCACGAUCUAAAUAUAACGCCAGAUCUAAAUGUAAUGUUAAAAUCAACGCUUUUCACUAUUAGUAAACCUUGAGAGCUGUAAUAGUUUUCGAGAGAGUAAUACUUAGCUAUUUCAUAUGCAAAGAUGUCAGCCAAUCACAGCAGUGGACGUUUACACUUAAGUCUCACAGCAGACACGCCCCUUAAAACAGAGCGUUCAAAUCAGAGGGCUUUUUCAUGUAAAAAUUAUACAAACAUUAUAAGUGCACCCCAGGGAACAUUUUAAAAUAAUAAAACAAUGCAAUUGAUGAACGCUUUUAAAGCAGAGGCUCUGUUCUUUCUUUUCAUACAGUAUGUUCAAAAUAUUCUGGGGGCCAUGAAAGUUUUGUUAAGAAAAAAAGAAAAAGAUAAAAAAUGCUAGCGCUGGCUGGCAACUUUUAUAAAAUCACUGACAGGGAAAGAGUUAAAGCAACAGUUGCAGGUUUUACAGUGUGCUCUGAUGAAACAACGAACAUUUCUUCUUCUUUGCUUUCAUGUCCAAAAACGUUUUGGGUUUUCAUGUUCUCAAGUCUGAAGUAAUCAAAUGUUUCAUCUGAAGUAAUCAGAUAUUAUCUGUAUGUAAUAAAAAGCAGUUGCAGCAGUCUGGUCUCGUGAGACUGUGGUUAUAUUCAAAUUAUCUGCUCGUACAAAUAUACCCACACGCACAGAAACUAAACUACAGACCACCACAUGCCUUCAUUCCCACUCGAGGUAUUUGUCGGGGACUGAGCGAUGGCACAACGCUGUGAAGAGGGCCAGCACUUGGACAGGCUGCUACGAAAGUGUGUGUCCUGCAACCUGGUCUGUCAUGACCCUGUGAUUCUGACACGCUGCUCUGAGUACUGCGUGGCCUGGAGAUGUAAAGCCGUGUCUGGUCAGUUCUACGACCGCCUGCUGAAGAAGUGUCUGAAGUGCUCUGAGUUGUGUGGCAGUCACCCCUCGGCGUGCUCAGAUGCAUGCGGAGAUGCAGUGCCAGUGGCCGUGACGCAGAGGCCUCUCGGCGUGUCUGCAGUACCGCUGAUCACCAGCAGAGGGCGCGCAGUGCCCAGAUCCUCGCUGUACUCGGAGGCGCUGCUGUACUCUCUGCUGGGUCUGUGCAUCAUAGUGCUCAUGUUCACACUGACCGCUGCAAUCCUGCUGCUGCUCAAGAGAGCCAAACACCAGCAGCAGCAGCUGGACACCAAGAAACAGCAGCCCAAAAGACAGGGACAAUCAUCUAAAGAUUCUCUGGUGGCUCGUGCAGACGAUGUGUCUCAGGAAGGCAGCGUGAAUCAGGACAGGCCGAAGGCGACAGAAACCUGUGUCUAUUGCUUCUCUGACCACACGGCGGCGCCACACGCGCUCUCUCAGCAGUCUGGAGCUCAGCAGGCCUCUCGCGCCGCAAACCCGUGCAACAACGGCCUGCUGCAACAUCCACUUCAUACACACCCCGACAAGAGCAGGCCGUUCAGGAUUAUAUGUUCACCUACUCAAACAAGCAUGUGAAUACUAAUGUCAGUGCUGAGGAAUAUAAUGUAUAAACGAGCGCAUUUGCACAUGUAACUGUACUGCACCUGUAAUUCCUCCAGAAUUCCUAUGGAAAAUCAAUGUCAUUUUAGUUUUAAUAAAUGCUGUAUUUAUUAGA
Ctenopharyngodon idella (grass carp) is the source of this 1771-nucleotide messenger RNA. Its product is annotated as tumor necrosis factor receptor superfamily member 13B. The transcript has 5 exons. Lineage: Eukaryota; Metazoa; Chordata; Actinopteri; Cypriniformes; Xenocyprididae. Gene Ontology annotation, cellular component: plasma membrane. The coding region runs from base 880 to 1632 and encodes 250 amino acids. The record is from RefSeq and is a predicted model, not a curated record.